AUGGACUUGGGGGUAAAACAGCACUCGUAUACCCUCAAACACUAUUUGUUAGACAAGAAAGAGAUCAUUACAGACAAAUGUAUCCUUCGACAGUUAACACACUUUGCACAUAUGCAGAGACUUGGGAGUCCCUUGUGGCUUAGUUGGGAGCUCGCAGCAGGUCUUAACCUUACACUGAGGCACAUGCAGAGUCCUCUUAACAUUUGGUAUCCAUUGAUGGGAGAGAGCUUUUUUCCACUUGUAGCAUCCUCCCAUUUUUCAGAAAUAAUUUUACGUAAAUGUCCAGUUACUCAGAUUGUGAACGUAUCAGAAAGAUCGACAUUAUCGAAUUCCACUACGAAGUGUGACUUGGUACUUUCAUCUUCAGCAUGUUCUGAUGGGAAACUACACUGGUGUUCUGUACCAGAGACAUUAAAGCAUCUCUUUAUUGUACCGAAAAAGUCUAUAUAUAAGCCUUUUUACAAUUCACAAUAUGGUGGUCACCUUCGCCCUCUUGGCUUGUGGGUUUCCACGGUUGUACUCAAGUGGAUUAAAGUUGCACCAGAGAUGCCAGUAAUGAUUCACACACCUAGUAGCUUCAUGUGCGUUGUAAACGCAGAUCAACUUUAUCCGAGCACUAUCUUGGCUGAGAAGGAACUCGAAUGUUUGUUACUACAAUUGGAUAAGAAAUCCACUUUUGUCUAA
Molecule: messenger RNA, 684 nt
Organism: Trypanosoma theileri
Lineage: Eukaryota; Euglenozoa; Kinetoplastea; Trypanosomatida; Trypanosomatidae
Exons: 1
Coding region: 1-684 (227 amino acids)
Source: RefSeq, a predicted model, not a curated record